CGCCCUUUCAGCCAAUAGGAAUCAGGUAAACAGUGUCCUUGGUGUGUAGCUGUUAGUGCGGCUGGAGAAGAUUCGUUCAAUAGUUAUAUAUAUAUUUUUUAACAUUUAAGUAAACCAUGUCGGUUAAACAUGCUCUUAGUCGUGGGCUGGAGUUGGGAAGGUCGCUUUUCCAGCUGGGAAUCUUAAAACCUGCGGGCCGAAUUGCAGCCAAGUUCCGAGGUGAUCGCCUGCGGGUGAGUCAGACAGGCCGCGCCGUGCAGCCUCGGACUUUCCUGCCUGCUCGCUACCGGUAUUUCCGCUCGUCCGUCAGCGGCCUCGCCGCGCAGCUCCAGUCCGCCGGAUUCAGGAGGCUAAUCGGAGGCGGCUCUCCGAGAAACAGAGCGGUUUUUCUGGCUUUCGGUGUCGGUUUGGGUUUGCUCGAUCAGCAGCUGGACGAAGACCGAAGGAACGCAGCGACAUGCCAAGAAAUCCAGGCGUUCUUUGUAAAGAAGAAGUUUCAAAGCCCUGUAAAACCAUUCUCAUCUGGAUAUAAACUGGAGGACUAUGUGAUUGGGAAGCAGAUAGGAAAAGGCUGCAACGCUGCUGUCUACGAGGCUGCGGCUCCGUUUGCUCCCCUCAGGGCUAACGACAAGUGCUCCCUCGUGGAGCUGAAACAGAAUGGAGAAGAAAGUCAUGUCAGAGCUCAUCUAAAAUUCCCCAGUUCACUCAGUUACCCCCUGGCUGUGAAAAUGAUGUGGAAUAUUGGGGCAGGUUCUUCUAGCGAGGCGAUCCUGAAUGCUAUGUCCCAAGAGCUGGUUCCUGCAAGCCCUCAGGCUUUGAGGAAAGAAAAAGGAGAGCUUGUCCUGAGUGGUGAUUUUGGAAAAACACUCAAAAGAGUGCCGGCCCACCCCAAUGUGAUCCGAGUGUAUCGGGCCUUCACGGCUGAGGUGCCACUUCUGCCUGAUGCUUUGGACGAGUACCCUGCUGUCCUGCCUGCCAGACUCAACCCUGCCGGCCUGGGCAACAACCACACACUCUUCCUGGUCAUGAAGAAUUACCCAUGUACCCUGCACCAGUACCUGCAAGUGUGUGUGCCAAGCUCCAGACAAGGCUCCAUGAUGCUUUUGCAGUUACUGGAGGGUGUGGAUCACCUGUGCAGGCAGGGCAUUGCCCACAGAGACCUCAAAUCCGAUAACAUCCUCUUGGAGUUUGACUCUGUGGGUUGCCCCAGACUGGUCAUCACUGACUUUGGCUGCUGCCUGGCAGAGGAAGGUUUAGGACUGAAGCUGCCCUUCACCAGCCGCUAUGUGUACCGAGGAGGGAACUCUUGCCUCAUGGCACCUGAGGUGGCCACAGCCAAGCCUGGCCACGGUGUGGAGAUUGAUUACAGUAAGGCGGAUGCAUGGGCAGUAGGAGCCAUCGGUUAUGAGAUCUUCGGUCAACCGAACCCAUUUUACAGCGCCACAGGCCUGGAAAGCCGCACCUAUCACGAGAAACAGUUGCCUCUUAUGGGUGCCAGCGUGCCUUCGCCUGUACAGCUGGUGGUGAGGCUGCUUCUGCGCAGGAACCCUAAUAAGCGCCCCACUGCACGUGUGGCUGCCAAUAUCCUGCACCUGAGCCUGUGGGACAAACGCACACUAGCCAACCUGAACCCUGCCAGCAUGGGGAAGAUGGCUGACUGGCUGCUAUGUCACUCAGCUGUAGUUCUCCUUAAAGGCUGUGGAGGCAGUGCCUCGGUGGAGGCCGAGCUCCAGACAGGAUUCCUCGCCAGCCUGGAUCUGGAGGAGCUUCGCACGGCAGCGGGAUACCUCCUGUACGGACGACACCUAUGGCCGAGUGUUAGCGUCUGAGCUAGAUUAUGAGAAGCUGUUGUUUGGAGUGUUUAUCUUGAGAAAAGCACAGAGACGGCACGUAGUUUCCUGAGUUAACACUGUGGAUGCGAUGGCACUUUAUGUACAUGCACUUUUCCUUGCUCUUCGUACGUUUCCUGUUUGACGGAUUUGACAUGGGUUUUACAUAGGAUGUGACUAAACAGUGUGGAAAUACACCUGGAGUAUCAGGAGUGUAUUCAUUAUUUCUAAGUAAUUGCAAGAAGAUGUACAGAUAUGUUUCUGUUAAAGGGACAGUUUUGUUCUUGUUAAUCACAUCACAUGAAAUAAACACUAUCCUUUUAAA
This is a messenger RNA of Neoarius graeffei (lesser salmon catfish), 2154 nucleotides long. RefSeq names its product PTEN induced kinase 1 (gene pink1). The transcript is spliced from 8 exons. Lineage: Eukaryota; Metazoa; Chordata; Actinopteri; Siluriformes; Ariidae. The record is from RefSeq and is a predicted model, not a curated record. Gene Ontology annotation, molecular function: protein serine/threonine kinase activity; ATP binding. Gene Ontology annotation, cellular component: mitochondrion. Bases 117 to 1829 code for a protein of 570 amino acids. Gene Ontology annotation, biological process: autophagy of mitochondrion; protein phosphorylation; positive regulation of mitochondrial fission.